Molecule: messenger RNA, 1032 nt
Organism: Rasamsonia emersonii CBS 393.64
Lineage: Eukaryota; Fungi; Ascomycota; Eurotiomycetes; Eurotiales; Trichocomaceae
Product: Triacylglycerol lipase
Exons: 4
Coding region: 1-1032 (343 amino acids)
Molecular function (GO): hydrolase activity
Source: RefSeq, a predicted model, not a curated record
AUGUCGACCGCAGAGGACGUCCCGCAGCCCCCAUACCCCCUGCACGAAUCCGUCCGGGACAGGCUACACCCGGAAUACGUCGCCUUCUACAACAAGUACAUUAUCAACCAGCAGCAAGUGCACUACCAGCCCGUCGCCGCAUCGCGGACCAGCGGGAUCCUGAUCCCCGGCGGCGGGCCGGUCCUCGAGGUCGGCAAGACGGAGGACAUCAGCAUCAAGAGACAAGAAACGGAGGGGCCUGAUGUUCCGGUGCGGGUGUUUACGCCCAAGGGCGACAAGCCUGAAGGCGGCUGGCCGGUGUUUCUGUACUUCCACGGCGGGGGAUGGGUGCUGGGGAAUAUCAACACCGAGAACACGGUGUGCAGCCAUGUGUGCCAGCGGGCGAAACUCGCUCCCGAACACCCCUUCCCCGCCGCCGUCCACGACAGCUGGGAAGCGCUCCUGUGGCUCAUCUCACCCGACACCGCAUCACGACUAGAAAUUAACACGACCAAACUCGCCGUCGGCGGCUCCUCAGCAGGCGGCAACCUGGCGGCCGUGAUGACACACAAAGCGCUGCAGUCGCAUAUCCGCUUCGUGAAGCAAGUCCUCGUCGUCCCCGUGACAGACAACACCGCCGACGUAAGCAACAACUGGUCAUGGCGGGAAUUCCAGCACACGCCCGCGCUCCCAGCGCCAAAGAUGCUCUGGUACCGAAACCACUUCCUACCCGACAAGAGCCAGUGGGCGAACCCAGAAGCCAGUCCAUUGCUCUACGACGAUGACUGGAGCAAACUGCCCCCCGCAACGAUCAUCGUCGGCGAGUUGGACGUCCUCCGCUCCGAAGGGGAGCAGUACGCCGAGAAGCUGCAAAAGGCCGGGGUGCCGGUCGAGCUGCACGUCAUGGAGGGCAUGCCUCAUCCGUUCCUGGCGAUGGAUGGUGUUCUAGAGGCUGGGAAGAGGGCGAUUACGUUGUUCUGUUUAUAUCAUAUAGGAUUAGGGACUUACAAUAGUGAAGAGACUCGCUUCGCUCGAUCGGUUAAAGGAAUCUAG